GCGGCGCCGCAGCGUUCCCAGCAGGCCCCUCCCGGCAGGCAGUGCGCUGUGCCGAGGUCAAGAUGGCGGCGAGGGCAACGGUUGCAGGAGGUGGUCGCCUGAUGGACAGAAUUCGAAAGUGGUACUAUAAUGCGGCUGGAUUCAACAAAUACGGAUUAAUGCGAGAUGAUACAUUGUAUGAAGAUGAUGAUGUCAAAGAAGCACUGAAGAGACUUCCAGAGGAUCUUUACAAUGAAAGAAUGUUUCGCAUAAAGAGAGCACUUGAUUUAAGCUUGAAACAUCGGAUCCUUCCUAAAGAACAGUGGGUAAAAUAUGAAGAGGAUAAGCCUUAUCUUGAACCUUACCUAAAAGAAGUAAUCCGUGAACGACUUGAAAGAGAAGCAUGGAACAAGAAAUAACUAUUGAACUAUUUUGUGCAAAUAGCCACAUCUUUCUGAUAUUUCUAAAGUUCGGUUAUUCAAGUCUUCAGGGAAGCACAUGUAAGGCUGAAGGAAUACUCGUUUCAGCUUGUUCAUUGAGUCUGUUCGUCCAACUAAAAUAAAUAUGUCAGAGUAUAAAAUCACUUGGGAAGGCUUCUUUAUAAAUGUUAGCAAGCUAAUGUUCAGAUCUUUCCUAUGAGCAUAUACAUUACACAUUAGCUUAAUGGUGUGUAGUCUUCAUUCCAGCUUCUUGAUUCUUACUUCUUUCAUAGUACAGCUGUUUCCUGUAGUUAGAGGGUUAGGUAGGAAACACCCAGAAUUGCUGGUUAAGUUGUUAACUUAAAAAAGGAGGUGCUAUUUCCUUCAUCUCUUCUCCCUGGAGAUGAGAAUACAGGGCCAGUGCUUCAUGUUGUGUUGGUGCUGUGAGAUAGCAGAAGUAACAGUCUGUGUAUGUAAGCACGUACAUAUUACAGUAAUGACAAAUGGAAGUGGUUCCUUAACCAUAAAAUCAGGGAAUGUUUCUCUAACUUUUUAUACUAUAUGUGUUGUUAAAGCGUAAAAGAUAAUUUUCAUAAAUCUUAAUGUCUGUCUCAUUUCAGCUUAUGAUAUCUUUGUAAAGGAUAAAAGUGCUAUGCUGAUGUGCUUUCUGCAGUACAAUUAACUUCCCAUUUGUAUUUUUUCUUGCCCUAGAGGACACUGUUUACAAUAAGUGGCCUCAAAUAUUUUAAAUGGUUGUGCUAACAGGGUUAACAUUAGAGAUGUGUGUAAUUCAGGCCCUACGUAAACACAGAAAUGAUUCAGGUGUAUCUGGAAAUACCAGCCCUUGCUGGCUGAAGGCCCUGAGUUUAAUGGUGGUGUUAAUUUGAUGCCUGUUUUGUGUUAUUAUGCACAAAUUGCAAAAUCUGUUCUGUUAUACCCUUUGGUAUGAAGUACACAAUCUUGUGUGGUAGUAACAAGGUAUCAUUUUUGGUAUGUGUGCCUGUCUGACAAAUGCAAAAAUCCCUUCUAAUCCAGGAUUCUGGCUUCUAGCUUUGCUCAUGACACGAGCUGAUCUUUAUCUUUAUGCUUUCAUUGCUUGCAUCUCUAAAAUGACAGAAUCACAGUAUUGUGGGGGUUGGAAGGGACCUCUAGAUAUCAUUGACUCCAACCCCUCUGCUGUAGCAGAUUCCCUACAGCAGAUCACACAAGGUAGGCAGAUAGGUCUCAGAUAUCUCCAGAGGAGACUCCACAACACAAUCUCUGAAACAGAUACAGCUAUUCCUGGGUGAAACAUUUAUCCCAGUAUUUCACACCUGGCAUGGUAAAAACAAAAUGGUGUGAAAAUAUCUGCACUGCCACUAUUCCUUUUGCAAAUAGAUUACAUUAAGAAUGUGAGGCUUCUUUCAUCUCCUAUCUUAAAACCUUAUCGUUGAAACAUACAUCAUUUGAUGGUGCAUUUUUGAGAACUUUAUUAAUAAAGUUAGUAUCUGCUUG
Molecule: messenger RNA, 1892 nt
Organism: Gallus gallus (chicken)
Lineage: Eukaryota; Metazoa; Chordata; Aves; Galliformes; Phasianidae
Gene: UQCRB
Product: ubiquinol-cytochrome c reductase binding protein
Exons: 4
Coding region: 63-398 (111 amino acids)
Biological process (GO): mitochondrial electron transport, ubiquinol to cytochrome c
Source: RefSeq, marked validated